AUGGGCAUCUUUACAAAGUUCCGCUUCUUCAAUCGGCGACUCGCGCUUUCAUGCAUGCUCAUCGCUAUCUCGACGUUCAAUUAUGGCUUCGACAACCAGGCAUUUGCCACGACGCAGGCUAUGGAUGCCUUUGACAAGCAAUUCGGUGUCUUUGACGAAAAGACAGGCAAAUAUAUUCUUGAACCCUCUUGGUUGUCGCUGUUUAACAGCUUGAAUUACAUCGGAUUUGCUGCUGGCGUUCUUGUCGGUACCUGGAUCUCGUCGCGAUGGGGAAGAAGAUGGUGCAUGUUCAUAAUGAGCGUGUAUGCUAUUGUUACAGCGACUAUUGCCGUCACGUCAUUCCAUCGCGAGCAGAUUAUGGCAGCCCGAAUCCUGAAUUACGUCUACGUGGGCAUGGAGCUCGGUGUUGUUCCAACAUUUCAGUCUGAAAUCGUUCCCGGCCAAGCUCGUGGCUUCAUGGUCGGAUCCUACCAACUCAGUCUUGUGAUCGGUGGUCUUGUCAUCAACAGCAUCUGCUACGGAACAUCCACCCUUCCCGAUAACCGCGCGUGGAGAAUUCCCCUCGGCAUGUUUUACAUCGUCCCCUCGAUCGUUAUCGCAGGUAUCUGGUUCGUUCCAGAGUCGCCAAGAUGGUUGCUUCGAAAGAAUAGAGUGCAUGAAGCUCGAAAAAGCCUCCACCUAAUUCGAGAGGGUGUCUUUACAGACGAAGAGAUUGACGCUGAAUUUUCAGAGUUGAGGGUCUCUUUGGAUGAAGAGACGGAGCAGGGGAGGUUCAUUGAGCUUUUCCGAGGCAUCAACCUUAAACGGACUCUCAUUGUGAUGGCUGUCAACUUCUAUCAACAGGCCGGUGGCCAAGCAUUUGUGUCACAGUAUGGUGCCAUCUACGCCAAAUCGCUCGGAACCAUCAAUCCAUUUCUAUUCAGUCUGAUCACGUCAGCUAUUAGCAUCGUUACUAUUGUAUCCAUCCUUCUAUGGGCUGACAUUGCUGGUAGACGUGUCCUUCUGAUGGCAUCAUCCUGUACCAUGUUUGUUGCCAUGGUAACAAUGGGCUCACUCGGUGUCCAAUCUCCUGUUGAUGAUUCCAGGAAGAAGGGCGUAAUUAGCAUGAUGGCUGUAUUUGCCUCUGGUUUCGGACUGGGCUGGGCGCCUCUGGUCUACGUCGUGACCACGGAGAUUUCCGCUCUUCGACUUCGCGAUCAUACCUCACGAAUUGGGUUCACUACCAACGUUAUCAUGAAGUACAUUCUCAACCGUAAAUUUGUAUCAUGCAAUGCUAAUGCCUUUCUUAGCUUCGCUGUUAACUUCAGCAUUCCGUAUCUCAUCUACGACAAAUACGCCGGCCUCAACAGCAACGUUGGCUUCAUCUUUGCAGGUAUUAUGGCUACUGCCCUUGUCUUUAUCUACUUCUGCGUUCCCGAAUGCAAGGGCAAGACACUGGAACAAGUCGACUUCUUGUUCAACCAAGGUGUUCCGAUCCGACAGUUUGGAGGGGUCAAUGCUACUGAGAUGAUGCGUAGCGCACAGGGGGAAGGUGGAUUGAAUAAGGUAUAUUCUGAUGGAGGAAAGGAUUCUGUACAUGUAGAACAACGAGCUUGA
This is a messenger RNA of Fusarium coffeatum, 1596 nucleotides long. RefSeq lists its product as uncharacterized. The coding region runs from base 1 to 1596 and encodes 531 amino acids. Gene Ontology annotation, cellular component: membrane. Gene Ontology annotation, biological process: transmembrane transport; carbohydrate transport. The transcript is spliced from 4 exons. The record is from RefSeq and is a predicted model, not a curated record. Gene Ontology annotation, molecular function: carbohydrate:proton symporter activity. Lineage: Eukaryota; Fungi; Ascomycota; Sordariomycetes; Hypocreales; Nectriaceae.